Dibothriocephalus latus is the source of this 231-nucleotide messenger RNA. Lineage: Eukaryota; Metazoa; Platyhelminthes; Cestoda; Diphyllobothriidea; Diphyllobothriidae. The record is from the annotation of a GenBank genome assembly.
AUGAACAGCGGGCGGUGGUUAGUGCGUGAACACCGCUUUGUUUGUGCUGAUGAGCGGAUUGUGGACUGUGGCCGUAGAGAUUCGCGUGAGGAUUUGCAUACGUUGGAUGUUGACGAGGUGGCCGUCCGUCUUGUAAUUAAUGAGGGUCCCGGUGCGCUGGUCACGGUAGACAACCAUCAGCAUGCCAGAGAACCCGACACUGAAGAGGGUAACCGCAAUGACCUGCUCUAA